This is a messenger RNA of Trypanosoma conorhini, 1113 nucleotides long. RefSeq lists its product as uncharacterized. The transcript has a single exon. Lineage: Eukaryota; Euglenozoa; Kinetoplastea; Trypanosomatida; Trypanosomatidae. The record is from RefSeq and is a predicted model, not a curated record. The coding region runs from base 1 to 1113 and encodes 370 amino acids.
AUGGUCAUGUACGACCCGGCGGCGGCGAAUAACUACCGCGACGUAAAGGUGUUGCGGUGGAAACGGGCCCGGGAAGAGGAGCAGAAGAAUGACAUUUCACGUUCCUUGGCGGCUGCAGCAGGGACUGGCCCAUCGCCGUUUGACAUGCCAGAUAUGAUGCCCAUGGUGGGGAAGGCCGACUUCGCGUACGGCAUCCUUGGCGGCGACGGCGGCGACGGCGACGGCGAUGCGAUGCCGCUGCACCUCAGCGCGGAGGAGCUGCACCAGCGCCGUGUUCGCCAGAGCGCCGCGUUGGGCAUCACCACCGCGAUGAAGCUGGAGCGCGACGAGCUGGAGGCGGCUCACAAAGCCAGAGUUGCCGCCGGCAUGGACCGCAAGGGGCGCAUUGGGCAAAAGCUGGGAAAAUUGAUGAGUGCGGCCGCCACGAAGGGCAACGCCACUGACGCGAGCGCCGUCGGCGACGCCCCCGGCACUGGGAAGACAACUUCAGCAGGAGAGGCGACCCCCGCACCAGGGGCAUCCACGCCAGCGGCGGCGGCAACAACAGCAAAAGCAGCUUCUUUGCUUACAGGCAGCAGCGCGCCGCUUGUCUUUCAGAGGUCGGAGCUGGCCGCGGGUGGGUACGUCGUGCGUGAGGACGUCGGCGCUCUUGAGAAGCGCAGGACGCACCGCGGGAAGCCGAGCUCGACCAUCCUCAUUCGCUUCGUCCGCGACGGGCCGCCGGUGGAGAUGUUUGACGACGCUGUUGGCGGCAACAGCAGCAACGCGGCGGCGCGGAAUGCGUUCCUGGAGAAUAUUCAGUGUUUGUGUGCGCAAUGCGGCGUUGUGCGUUCGCUGCGCUACGUCGUUUUGAGCGAGGCGGAGAAGGCGGCCCUGCGCGCCCGGUUGGAAAAGGAAGACGUGGCGGCUGCUUCCGCCGCGCUGGAGGCGCGUCUGGCGCGCGAGAUGGUCCGUGUGCUGGUGCGCUUUGACACUGUGGCGAACGGCUUCAAGGCCCUGGAGAUGCUGCAGCAGCGCCACGGCUCCAGCUGGGACGUCUGCUUUUUCCCCACGCAGCUCUUUGACGCGGGGACGCUGGGGCCGGCGGAGGGCGAAGCGCUCUGUUGCUGCUGA